Molecule: messenger RNA, 4597 nt
Organism: Armigeres subalbatus
Lineage: Eukaryota; Metazoa; Arthropoda; Insecta; Diptera; Culicidae
Gene: tapas
Product: tudor domain-containing protein 7
Exons: 9
Coding region: 162-4013 (1283 amino acids)
Biological process (GO): P granule organization; spermatogenesis; piRNA processing
Cellular component (GO): P granule
Source: RefSeq, a predicted model, not a curated record
CUCUCGCGUACCGUUUGGUCAUCUUUUGUCAUCAUUCAGCUUCUCGCUUUCGUUUCGUGUGGAUGGUGACGGUGCAACGUGACGAAAAAUAGUUUUACUUUUUGGACGCGUAGAAUUUCUUAUUUAAUAGUGAGCAGCUUCAACUAUUGUAACUAAAAAGAAUGUCCAACAUUGCCAAGAGAGAGUUUUCAGAGGAGGCAGAAGCUGCCAUAUCAGUGCUUCGAGCUUUGGUAUCAUCCAAAAAAGGGCCAUCGACAGUGCAGAGUGUUUUGGCAGACUAUCGAGAAUUGGAAGGUGGCCCGCUUAUGUACAAAAAGUUCGGAUAUCCUAAUGCUGACGAAUUCUUUAAGUCCACUGGCGAAUUUGUUGUUCAAAAUCGGGUGGGCGAGACCGUCAUUUUUGUGAAACCCAGCAAAGAUUCAGCGCACAUUCUUAAAAUGGUUGCAGCACAGAAGAACACAAAGACAAGAAAAUCUGGAUUUUCAAUUCAGCGGCAACCUCAAAAACGAACUGGAGGGAACAGUUGGAAUCCCAGUGCCUACAAUAAGAUCUAUUCACAAAUGAAUAACAGAGGAAAUGCAUUUGUACAGAGAGGAAAUUUACAGCAAUCACAGUACUAUCAACGAUAUCAGCAUCCGAAUAAUCCUCUCAAGUCGUACUUUCAGAACAGUUCUGAUGGUUUCGGUUUGGCGAAUCACCAUCGUCAAAAUAACAAUGUUAAUCAUCCAAAACCUGUAAUGAUCGGUAAAGUUGCACCACCACCAAAUAAGUUCUACAACAGCUCUUUGCAACUUCAAAACAAUCAACGCAACAAUCGCGUUGAGACUAAUAAUAAUAACUCCACGACAAAAAAUUUCAAUAAAAUCACACAAGACACUAUCAAGGCAGCGAAUGUCCAUCUUCCUUCCAAUAAUUUACGACAUAAGCUCAAUGAUCGUCCUCCCCAAAUGUUGCAUUUAGAUGUAACAAAUAGGAUGAAUCAAGAGCAACACGUGCCUGUUCGGUCUCCAGACUACCGCAAUGAUCAAAACAAUUUACUGAAGCCAAAGUAUUCUAUCAAAGACAAUCAACAGGCACUCGACACAUGUAACAAACAGCAGCAUUCACCAGCUAUGACACCUACUGUACAGCCUCAGGACAACAAAAGUGUUAAUUCCAGAUUGCGAGUCUCAAAAGACGUGACACCAACAUCGCCGCCAGUUCAAAAAACGCCAAAAGUUUUCCAUUGCAUUGACUAUGAGGUGAAUAAUCAUACUACGGUCCCACUUCCCACAAUUCCCGGACAAAAAACACUACAAGAUCGGCUGAAGAUUAAACAGCAAGUUGACAAAGUGGAUCUAGAGAAAGCAGCCAGAGUAAUUACUCAACAGAUAACUCCAUUCAAAUCAGCCGAUGAAGAAUCAAAGUCCCCGACAUCAUCUGUUCAAUUAACAUCAGGUGCAACAUCACCUACAGUUCGCCAAAAAGAACCGUUUUCAUGGGAUCAACCGUUGGCCACACCGGUCGAGAUGUUGUACAAAUACGCCAAGUAUAACGACUGUCCCCGUCCAAUGUACACAUACUUCAAGCUGCGGAACAAGCGCAUUCAGUGCCGAGUGAUGGUAAACAGUUCAACAUACUCGACAUAUCCAGAUGAUUUCGCCAACGAAUUUGAAGGGCAGUUCGCCGCCGCCCAAAUCGCAAUCGAAAACAUCAAACGCGACGAAGAGAUGAAUAACUAUUCCGUAUGUCUUGAUUCUGAUUACGAGAUCGCAGUUAAGAUCCAUGAGCUACUAAUGCAGUGUCCUCAUGGCAUGUUCAGCAAAAAUAUCCCGGAAGCGUUCAGAGAAGCACACCAGUUGCUGUUGCCGGAUAAUUGGGAGCUAAUUAUUCUGUCGCAUCCGGACUUGUACUCCAAAGAAGAAGCACAAGAGAAGACAAUCGUGUUUGCGAAUACUGACGCAGAUGGAUCUAGAAAUUCUAACCCUUCGAUCACAUCGCAAGCAAAGAGUAUGGAAGCUAAUGUUCUUCAACUUCCUUGGAAAGAGCAAUAUUGGAAUUUGUACGUUACCAAUCCAGUGUCAACUGUUGAAAUAUGGGCGCGAUUGGUAGGACCUGAAUACAGCGAUAGGAUGGAUGCUCUCAUAACGGAUAUUGAACUAAGCAUGAUGGGGUGCGAAAAACGAAAACCUGCAACUGUUUCAAUUGGAGAGUAUUACUUGGUUUCUACCACUGACUGCUGGUAUCGUGUCCGUGUUGAAGGAAUUCAUAGUGACGGCAAUCAAUAUUUUUGCUUUUUCAUCGACAUUGGAGAAUGGGAACAUGUGGCUUUGGAGGAAAUUUAUAUAUGUGAUGCUCAAUAUUUAAGCCUGCCCGGACAAUCAGUUUGUUUCACACUUGACGGACUAGAGGAUUUUGGCGAAAAUCCAAAGGCCAAACCGCACUUGGAUAAUUUAAUUAGUGGCAAAGUAUGCAUAGGAGAGAUUCUUACUCAACGCAACGAGUAUGAGAAAGAUGGCGGUGAUACUGAUUUUAGUGAUGCCAGAAUUAAAAUGAUUCUCUACGACACUUCGUCCGACGAAGAUAUCAAUUUGAACCCAGUUAUUCUGAAGCAUAUUUGCGAUGAUAUGCCAAGGCCAGAACUUGACAGAAAAGGAGUUUCAACAGUGGUUGUAACACACGUGGAUGACUCCGGGGAUGUCUAUUGUCAGCUGAAAGAUGGUGCAAUUGUCUAUAUCCAGAAAUUGAUCAACAAUUUGAUCAAAUCAGAUGUGCUUGAAACUAAACAUCGAGGUCUUUUCCAAACCAAAUCAUCAGAACAGCAGUUGUAUUUAGUGCAAGACGAAAAAGACAAUAAAUGGUACAGAGCGUCGUUGAAAGCGGAAGAAUCCGGAUCACAUUGCCGCAUGCUGUACGUGGAUAUAGGAUUUGAAACAUCCGUGAAUGUUUCUAACGUUUAUCGAUUGGAAAUGUUGAGUGUUGCUUUGAGUCGCUAUCCAGCACAAGCCAUCAGGAUGCGGAUGUUUGACAUUCCUUCUGUUACGGAUUAUUUAUUAUCUCGGAUGCGAGUUCUUCUGAAAACAGGUCUCACAGCAAUGGUGAAGGUUGCUGCUCUAUCAGUUAUUCCCUUGGUGAAAAUUUACAUGCAUCUGAAGCAGAAUAAUAUUUUGGUUUGUGUCAACGAUAGUAUUCGAUCCGAAAUGGAACUUGAUCUAAGCUCAGAAGUUAUUAGCAACCCAAGGAUAACAUCUAACGAGUUAAGUAGCAACUCAUCGAUUGCUAGUUCAACUAAGUUGAAUGUAAGCAUCGCAUCCGAUUAUUCGAUCGGAAGUCAUGAAGCUGCUGAACUAUCCAAAAGUUUUAGCAGACUGAAUAUCGAACAGCGGAAGCUUAUUAGUCCCGUACCAUCACAAGUAACGCCCAGGCUAGCUAAAUUCACGCUGCCUGGAAUCGGUGAGUUGUUCGAUGUCGUGGUGACAAUUGCAUCGAGUCCAAACUAUUUCAUUGUGCAGCCAUACUUGCAAGCGGUACAAUUAAAUAGGAUGAUGCGAGAAAUCCAAGAAUUUUGCACGACCAAAGCAGAACGAGUUUCAGAGGAUAGCGUUGAACAGGGAGAAGUAUAUGCAGGCUUCAACAGCGACGACGGACACUGGUAUAGGGUAGUGGCUGUUAACAUUAUAUGCGGAUCUAUUCAUGUCUACUGCUGUGACUUUGGCCAAAUUCGGGUUAUAGAUAGUAGCUCGCUUCGUGUUCUACCGGCUCAUCUACGAUUGCUCCCUCAGCAAGCAGUUAAAGCAAAAUUACAUGGAGUACAACCAGCGCAUGGCGACUGGAGCACUGAGGAUGCUGUGAGAUUCCAGGAAUUAACCGUUGGCAAAAAAUUUGCCAGUUAUAUCUAUAACAUACAAACAGACGAGUUUAAUCCGAAUGAAAACAUUGUGGAUUUGAUGCUGAUUGACGUUUCGACUGAGGAUGAUAUUUUGAUACACAAGAUUUUGGUAGAUGAAAAACGUGCUGUUUUAAUAAGCAAGUAGCAAACUGUAUAUAAAAUAAAAAGGGAUCAAAUUAUAUUCCAUAGCGAAUCAUGAUGUCAGCAUAUUGUCCUAAUGUAUAGCUUUAGCAAGCUUGAAAAGCUUUGCAAAAUAAGCGUUCUGAAGAAAAACCAAGUAUCAGUGAAGGGCACAAAGAGGCAGCUGCUUCCGGGCGGUGGCGAUUAAGGGUUUGAUUAACGACGAUGCCUAUACACAUCAGAUAGUUCAAUCUAUUGUGACCAGUGAAACAUAACUGUGCCUUAAAUAUUUCUGGCGGCUCGGAUAAACCAACCGCAUGAAAAGGCUUGUGCUGUUUUCAGUAUCGAACUUACCUUAAUAAUCAAUAUGUUUAGAAUGCUCACCUGAUCCAACAAAAUAAUCAUUCCAUUAGGUAAUUGUUAUAAAAAGAAACGAAUCCUUGCAACCCAUAAGCAAUAUAUUACAAUAGACUGUUCUAAAAAAGUGACUAAUCCCUGAAUUGCCAAGUUAUUUUAAAACUAUAUUGACAAUAUUUAUAUGUGCCUCAUUAGAGCAGAAGCUAAAUUCGAAACAUGAUGUGAUUAAAUAAAUAUAAAUUGCUUUCGUUA